AUGUCCAAUCAACUCAACGGCGCUUACUACGGCCCUUCCAUCCCGCCGCCGCAGCAACCCCACCGUCGCCACCGCAACGACAGCAGCUGCGGCUUCUGCAGCUGUCUCUGCGGCUGCUUCCGCGGCUGUUGCGGCUGCAUUUUCAACUGCAUCUUAAGCAUAAUCUGCAAAAUCCUAACCACAAUCAUAAUCAUCGCCGUCAUCCUCGGCUUCCUCUUCUGGCUCAUCGUCCGUCCUAACGUCGUUCACUUCACCGUUACCGAUGCUUCCCUCACUCAAUUCAAUUUCACCACCAACAACACACUUCACUACGAUCUCGCCGUCAACAUCACCAUCCGAAACCCUAACCGAAGAGUCGGAAUCUAUUACGAUAACGUCGAAACGCUUGCGUUUUAUAAAGAUGUUAUGUUUGGGAAUCAAACCCUAGGGGGAUUCUUUCAGCAUCAUAAGAGUACGGAUUUUUUGAAUCCUGUUUUCAAAGGUGAACAAGUGAUUCCGUUGAGUUCAGAUCAGAAACCUGAGUUUGAUAAGGAGAAAGAAAGUGGAGUUUAUGGAAUUGAUGUGAAGGUUUUGCUUAAUGUGAGGUUUAAAUUAGGUUUGUUUAAAUCGGGGAAAGCGAAACCUAAGGUUCAUUGUGAUUUGAAGGUUUCUCUGAAAUCAGGGAAUGGAAGUUCUUUGAGUAAUGUGUUUCAACCUACUGAAUGUGAUUGGGAUUACAAAUGGAAAUUGUUCCAUUAG
Messenger RNA from Lathyrus sativus (Indian pea), 738 nucleotides. Lineage: Eukaryota; Viridiplantae; Streptophyta; Magnoliopsida; Fabales; Fabaceae. The record is from the annotation of a GenBank genome assembly.